CUUGAACUGUCAAACAAAAUUAUUACGAUAAUAGGAAAAAAAUACAAUCAAACAAUGAUAAAAUGGAGAUAUUCUUAAGAUUUGUACCAUUAAGACCAAUAAGAUUAACUGCUUCUAGAGUGCUAGUAUCUCAAGUCGCUCAUUACACUAGAUUGGCUGAAGUAGGUAAAUUAGAAGCACCAAAGUCUUCUGGAAAAUAUGACACUGGGCAGUUGAUUUUGCACAAAGUGUUUGGAUAUAGAGGUGUGAUUCUGUUUCCUUGGUUAGCGAGAGUGUACGACCGAGAUGCAACCAAUAAGAAAGAGAACACUGAACCAGCCAGUACUACCGACACGUCUGGAGAUUCCCUGUCCAACGUGGGCAAAGAGGUUAAAGGCAGGACCCACACAUUCUACCAAGUCCUGAUUGACACAAGAGAUGCGCCUUACAUAACUGUGCAAACAAACAUCGAUAUGCGACCUGAAUGGAAGAGAAAGCGCGCGCAAACAGAGGCGGUGACGUUCCUGGGCAACCAGGAGUCCAGUCGCAGCCUCUACGCCAUCCCGGGGCUGGACUACGUGGCGCACGACGACAUUAUACCAUACACGUCGGUGGAGAGGGUCCCGCUACAGCACGAGCUGUUCGACAAGUUCCUUAUGCACAAUCCUGAUAAAGAUCCACCAUUCAUAGCUCAAGAGACGCUUCGAGCCUGGCAGAAGAAGAACCAUCCGUGGCUGGAACUCAGUGACGUACACCGCGAGACGACCGAGGGCGUGCGUGUCACCGUCAUCCCCUUCUACAUGGGCAGUCGCGAGUCGCAGAACUCCGCCGUCUACUGGUGGCGGUACUGCAUCCGUCUGGAGAACCUGGGCGCGCAGGCGGUGCAACUGCGGGAACGGCACUGGCGCAUCUUCUCGCUGAGCGGCACGCUGGAGACGGUGCGCGGGCGCGGCGUGGUGGGCCAGGAGCCCGUGCUGGCGCGCCACUCGCCCGCCUUCCAGUACAGCAGCCACGUCAGCCUGCAGACGCCUAGCGGGCACAUGUGGGGUACGUUCCGCAUGGAGCGCGAAGACGGCUACACAUUCGACUGUCGCAUCCCGCCUUUUUCGCUCGAAAGCAAGCCUGACGAGGGCGUCACGCCGGCGCCGACGCCUGCCGCGUGACCGCCGCCCCUUACUGCAGUGGGACCGCCCCUUCUAGCCACGUGACAGACCUUCCAGACACGUGACUGCCCCUCCCAGUCACGUGAUCGAAACCGCCCCUUUUCCUUUUUGUUCGCAAGUUAAGUCCCGCGCCCACUGGCUGGAUAAGGGAUUUUUAGUUAACAAACAUACCUUAAUUUUGUUGUUUAUAAUUCAAUAUCAUGGUUUGGGUUAUAAAAAUUUCGCUACUUAAAAUCCCUAGUCGUGCCGUCCUGUCAGUGAGCGUCGGGCCUUACUGACUCCGCCCACAUCUUGCUACCGCAUGACGCCUGCGCAAUAUAGUUUAAAUCUUAUAGAAUAAAUAUGGACAGACAGAUUCAUUGCAGUCAUUAUAGAUAUUAAAAUUAUCAGACGAGAAAUUUUACUGGAUUUGGCAGGGGAAGGUUUGGAAAGUUGAAUAAAAUCAUAGGACGUCGUUUCGCUGUCAGUUGGAUCAGUCACGUGUUGGAUAUGUGUGUCACUGGUGAAAAAUAUGAAAUAGACUAUAGUGACGAUGAUUUGGGCGUUCUCAAGAUCAGUAAAAUUUUAAUGGUUUUGGCUUGACAGUUCGCUUCCUCGGUGAUCUAAGUUAUUCAUAUUCUUGAGUUUGUCGUAACUAUAACGCGAGGCUUCGUCUUCGCAUCUCAUAUUGAGACGGAUCUGUAUCCAGUGACGUAAUGUAGAACUUAUCAUUUAAAUUUUUACAUCGAUAAAAUCGAAUAAGAUUUUUUUUAUAAAAGUGCCGAAUAAGUAAUGCAUUCAAAGUUUUUUUUUAAUAAAAUAGCCUCAGUUUAUAGUUACGCAUAUACUGCUAGGAUAAAUGCAAGAUAUUAUUAUGCAGCAGAAUAAGUUAAAUACUAUCCUACUUAGCUUGCUAGUUCUGCGAAAGAAAUAAAAAAAAAUAUGGGAGGAAGUAUUCCUGCCUUUUUGUUUCAUAUAUUCAGGGCAAGUCUUGCAUUGUUAUAAUUCGUUGAAUAUUAGUUAUAAAGCUAAAUUCCAAAUCGCGAUCAAUCACAUCGGUUCUGUUACAAAUCGAUAAAGCAAGAUAAAAUAAAUUGACUGCAAAAUUGUGAAAUAUUUUGUUAUUUUACCUGGCUCAUGAUAAAAAUAUUUUCCAUAUUCAUGACCAUUUUUUCGAAGCUCUUGCUUGAUGUUUGUAGCAUAGCCGUAUGGAGUCUCAGAAAUGUUGACAAAAUUAAAAUGAUCUAUAAGAAAAAAAAACGAAACACAUGACACUGGAACAGAUAUAUUUCUUGUGAUAUUUGUUAGCCAAUUUUUAGGAGACCUCGAUAUUGAAAUAAUUGCAAUGUAAGUUUUAUUUAUUACACUAGAUACUGAUGUGAAACUAGAUAGAACUAAAUAUCCACUUGUUAUGUACCAACAAAUUACUUAGUCAUUUUUAAUUUUAAUGAUUAGAUCUGUAAUAAAUUACAGUAUUCUGUUACA
Molecule: messenger RNA, 2606 nt
Organism: Ostrinia furnacalis (Asian corn borer)
Lineage: Eukaryota; Metazoa; Arthropoda; Insecta; Lepidoptera; Crambidae
Gene: POLDIP2
Product: DNA polymerase delta interacting protein 2
Exons: 8
Coding region: 63-1142 (359 amino acids)
Biological process (GO): error-free translesion synthesis
Cellular component (GO): nucleus; mitochondrial nucleoid
Molecular function (GO): DNA binding
Source: RefSeq, a predicted model, not a curated record